AUGACCCAAGAAAAGAUACAUGAUGUUAUUGAAAGAGCGUUGGAGCUAAUCUUACUAGGUUCACAACCUCGUAAAACAAAUGAUUUAUUAAUGGACCAAGUCUUAGAUUUAUAUUACAGGCUGCAUUUCCAUAUUUUGAUAUUAAAUGACAGUAAUAAUCAAGAUUACAAUAAUGUUUUUAGUGUCAUUUUAUCUGAAACCAUGCGCUUAUUUGACGAAUUUUCUCACGAUACCGUCACUAUCACCAAUGACUCAAAAUUAAACCAAUUACCGAGAAUAAUUUUAACCAAUAUCCUAGGUAUAUGCCACUUUUAUUUGAAUCAACCAAAACAAAGCUUUGAUUAUUUAUCCGACACCAAUCGUAAUAUUGAUUCAAAAGGCCUAACAAGAAUUUUUCUUAGGUUUAAAAGAUUGUUAGAUUUAGAAAAGUUUUAUUAUUUGUCAAAGCUACAAAAAAAUACAUCAUCUACAAAUAAUAAUGACGGAAUUUUUAAUGAUAUUCCAUUGAGAACUGAUUCAAUGAGUUUGUUCUAUUUCAAUCGAAUUUUGCUUGACUACCCACUGAAAGUGAGCACUAACAAUCUUAUUUCGGUUUACAACGGCGUAUUAAACACAACUAUUAAAGAAUCGCAACUAUUGGAGGUUGGACACUCAAUAAUAAAAAAUAUAGAGUUCCCUCAGGCGAAUCAAUCAAACGACCAUAAAUUAGAACUUUUUUUUGAAAUAUUAGGUGACUUUUUCGAAAAAACUGACAACAUCACCAAGGGUAAAGACUGGGAAGCCUUUUUUAUUGCUGGAUAUGAAAAGACUUUCCAUAGUAUUAGUAUCUCAUACGCAGCAACGAUUUUUUAUGGUAAAUUCACUGAUACAGGCACCAACACUAUUCAUGAUGGGAAAAAGAGAUCUGAACUGAGUUUUGUGAAUUUUUUGACAUACAAUAAGAAAUAUUACGAACUAAAUGAAAGAAAAUACUUGGAUAUUGUAGCAAUAAUUAAUUUGUAUAAGUUUGUUUUGGGUAAUACAACAAUUUUUAGUAAAGAAGAAACAAAACGCAAAUAUUCUUUACAAUUAUAUGAUUUAUUGUGUGAUUUCUACGAAUACUACAACUUAGAAUUAAUAACUGCUGCUACAACUCACCAAGAGGAUGAAGUUGGCGAACUAAAACUCAGAUCAGAAUACAUUGUUUUGCCAGUUUUGUUAUCUUUAAUUCUAAUAUCUUCCUGGCGUUCACUUUAUUUUAUAUUCUUCAAUGAUGUAGAUUCAUUUAUAUCUAAAACACUAUUGGCCUACUUGGGGAAUGCUAUAUCUGUAUCUUCUGCCAUUGAAUCAAACCUAGACUUAUAUUUUGAGUAUGCGUACUGUCUAGCAAGACAGCAAUGCACCACAAGUUCAAUAAAGUUCCUAAAAACAAAAAUAUUGAAUAAAUAUCCGGAGCAUAGUUAUUCAAGCUGGCAUCUGUUAUGUCUGCUAGAAAGUGUCCAGGAAAACAAGGAAAAUUCUUUUAAAAUUGCCUGCUCUGUAUUGGAAGCCAUGAAGGAAGAGCAAAAUAAAUUAACUUACAGGGAUAAAUGGCAAUUUAUGCAGUUGAAAUUAACCCAGCUAAGCUUGGUUCAUGAAAUGUUUGGCGUCAAAGAUGCUUUGGAAAUGUUACCCGAAGUCUUUGAAUUAUAUUCUAGUCUCUUUAAUGAUGAUCAUUCAAAACAUUCCAUAAAACAUAGCAAAGAGUAUCUUUUACAAUACAUCUGGUUAUUUACUGCCAAUUUGUAUAUAAAAGAUGGUAGUGUACAAGAUGCCAAGGAAGCAGUAAAAGAGUCUGAAGCAGUUGAAGGUGCUGAUUUUAAGAAUUUAAAUCAUAAUAUAGCUAAGGGCUAUUUAAAAAAAUCGUUGGAUGAAUUUGAAGCAUGUUUUUAUCAUGAUCCGGUAAACACAGAGGCAUUGAUAGGAUUUGCUGAAUUGGCAUUUGAAACAGUUGAGGAUGCUAAGUGCGAUAAUUCCUUGAUUGCCAAUCUAUACUUAAGAUUAGAAACUUGCAUUAAGAAAAGUAUAGCUGGAUAUAUUUCGCCAGAAAUAUGGUGGUAUUUAUCGAAAAUAUAUGAAAAAUAUGAUGAUCCUUUGUCCUAUGAAAAUGCACUAUGGAAUUGUGUUAAAUUUGAAGAAGAAAGGCCUAUUCGUGAAUUAGAUUUUUGUAAGUAUUAA
Molecule: messenger RNA, 2196 nt
Organism: Saccharomycodes ludwigii
Lineage: Eukaryota; Fungi; Ascomycota; Saccharomycetes; Saccharomycodales; Saccharomycodaceae
Gene: YPP1
Product: Ypp1p
Exons: 1
Coding region: 1-2196 (731 amino acids)
Molecular function (GO): protein binding
Source: RefSeq, a predicted model, not a curated record